CUCAACAUCUGCUGUAAACCCCAAAGAAAAUCAAUCAUCGCUUCUAUCGUCUCUACGUACAUCCGUUCAAUCCGCAUCGGAGCUGUCUUUGCCUGCAUCGUUGGUCUUUUUUUUUUCUCCUUUUAUCUCUCAAAUUUGCCCAGGGGCGAGUGUCAGUCACCAGUUGAAAUACGACCAACGGACGAAUACCAAUUCCCCCGAUAACUUUUCAGAUAAGGAAAAGACUACAGACGAUAAAAAAAAAUGUCGGCAGCAGCAGCAACCUUUGUGCGCUCGACGGCUCGCCCCGUCUUCCGAUCCGGCCAGAUCGCCGCCCAGGCUCGCGCCGCCUUCCGUCAGCAGCAGUGGAAGCAGCAUGCCGGCAGGAGGUGGCAGAGCAGCGCCGCUCCGGAGGCUGAGGCCAACCCGAGCUUCUUCAAGCGCCUGUGGGACAGCCCCAUCGGUAUCAAGACGGUGCAUUUCUGGGCUCCCGUCAUGAAGUGGGCCGUCGUCCUUGCCGGUGUAUCCGACUUCUUCCGACCAGCAGAGAAGCUGUCUCUGACCCAGAACGCCGCCCUGACGGCAACGGGCUUCAUCUGGACCCGCUGGUGCUUGAUCAUCACGCCCAAGAACUACCUUCUGGCUGCCGUAAACUUCUUCCUCGGCAUUGUCGGCACCAUCCAGGUCUCCCGAAUUCUCAUGUACCAGGCUUCUCAGAAGGACGCCGUCCUGCCUGCCAUUGAGGAGAAGGUUGAGGAGGUCAAGGAUGCUGUCAAGUCUUCGUAAAGAAGAGAGAGAGAGAAAAAAAGAACAUAAUUCACUGUUUAUAAUCUUUUUUUUCACUUUUCAGAGAGACCAAUUGAUGCAGACGAAAAAGACACCCGCAAUGCGCUCAUACAGAUGACUGGAAUACGAUUAUUUUAGUCGCGACCAUACAAACUAGCUAACUAGCCAUGUGGGUUUUGUCUUGGGUGAAAGCAAGCUACAGCAAAGCGCCUAGGGCCACAGCGUAUCUCUCCUAAUGCGGGGGAUUUUGGGGUUAGAAAAAACCGACGAAUCCCCGGGUCUAAGGGGGGCUAGGAGAAUGCAGGCUGCAUUGGCAACGGCCAGGAAGGUGGUGUCGAAAUGCCGUGAUAUAUCCGAGACUUGACGGACCGGGCUCACUCGGGGUUUUGGCAUGCACUUGUCUGCCAAUGUCUUUUUUGUAUGCUUUGCCUUUCUUUGCCUGGACGUGAGGUCAGACACGAGGCUCGAGGGGUUAACCACCUUUGGUGGCGGCGAGGCUGCACCGGAAUUGCCGGGAUGGGGAUAUGCAUGGCAUUGUACACAUCUGCCUAUAGGCACUUGCAUAGUGGGUUCAAUUAAGUUUCUCUUGCUGCUCAUAACA
Molecule: messenger RNA, 1366 nt
Organism: Pyricularia oryzae 70-15
Lineage: Eukaryota; Fungi; Ascomycota; Sordariomycetes; Magnaporthales; Pyriculariaceae
Exons: 4
Coding region: 244-765 (173 amino acids)
Biological process (GO): pyruvate import into mitochondria
Cellular component (GO): mitochondrial inner membrane
Molecular function (GO): pyruvate transmembrane transporter activity
Source: RefSeq, a predicted model, not a curated record